AUGUCACUGUUUGGACGUGCCGCUCGACUUUCAACCAUAACUUCUGGUGCUAUCAGAAGGAGGACUACCACCACCACAAGUAAAACAACGCGACAAUGCAUUUUUUAUAAAAGGUAUCGUCAGCUAUCUACCAAAACAGCAAAAACAGCAGCAUCGUCGGAUUCUUGGAUCUUGGAAUUGCAAAGUCAUCUUGCUACUACGGAAGUGGAGUUUUCGGUCAACAAGUACGAAUUGGAACGUCAUGGUCGAGGGGAAUCCUAUCAUCCUACCGAAACUCCCGACGUGGUCGUUUGUCCUACUUCUGUUGACGAUGUAAUAACUAUUGUCCAGUUCUGUGCCAAACAUAAAAUACCCAUUGUUCCCUUUGGAGUGGGGACAUCCGUAGAAGGCCAUGUCUGCUGUUUGCAAGGAGGCAUCAGUUUGGACAUGAAGAAUUUUGUCAACAUGGAAAUUCCAAACAUGGAAGAUGAUUUGUUGCCGGAUCCCAUUGCGACGGUCGGUGCGGGAGUGACUCGCAAUACAUUGAACGAAGCUUUGCGGCAUACAGGGUUGCAAUUUGUGGUGGAUCCAGGAGCUGAUGCCACCCUGGGUGGAAUGGUGGCAACUGGUGCAUCUGGAACGACGGCAGUGCAAUUUGGGACCAUGCGCGAAAACAUAUUGGCAGUCCAAUGCGUCCUGGCGGAUGGGACUCUGGUGAAUACUGGUACCAAAGCAUUGAAGAAUUCGGCCGGAUACGACUUGUUGGGAUUGUUAUGUGGUUCCGAAGGCACACUUGGCGUGAUUACGGAAAUCACUGUCAAGCUGCAUCCCAUUCCGGAAAAUGUCAUGGCGGCCGUCUGUGUCUUUGAUUCGCUGCAAGACGCGGCCCAAACUGUCACCAUGCUCAAAUUGUGCAACAUUCCCCUCUUGAGGUGUGAAUUGCUGGAUGCCAUGAGCGUCAAGGCGUUCAAUCAGUAUCAAGAACAGCAACCAAAUAAUACAGCGACCAAACGAGAAGAAAAACCAACACUCUUUCUAGAAUUCCAAGCUCCUUCCAUGACAAGUUUGGAAGAACAAGUCCAAAUGACACAAUCCAUUUGCCAAGACUAUGGUGGUUCAGGAUUCGACUAUUGCUCCGACGAAGAGGAACGCAAGGCCCUGUGGGCGGCACGUCAUUCUCUGUACUAUGCUUCCGUGAAACUUCGACCGGGUGCCAAGGGUGCCAUUUUGACGGAUGCCUGCGUCCCGCUCUCCCAAUUUGCGUCUGUCAUUCAAGAAACGGCCCAAGAAAUCGAGGAAAAGGGUGUGGUGGCACCGACCUUUGGACAUGCGGGGGAUGGGAACUUUCAUACCAUUAUUCCCAUUGGAGAAGACGAUUCCGAAGAGUACAUUGAAACCUUGCACGAGAUUAGCAACAAUAUCGUGCUACGGAGUUUGGCUGCGGGAGGGACCUGUACGGGAGAACAUGGCGUGGGAUAUGGAAAGACCAAAUAUUUGGAACAGCAAUACGGGCCUGGAGCUGUGCACAUGAUGCGACUGGUCAAAAAGUCACUAGAUCCUCACAAUAUUAUGAAUCCAGGAAAGGUGAUACCGAAUUGA
Molecule: messenger RNA, 1578 nt
Organism: Cylindrotheca closterium
Lineage: Eukaryota; Bacillariophyta; Bacillariophyceae; Bacillariales; Bacillariaceae
Source: the annotation of a GenBank genome assembly